Molecule: messenger RNA, 2872 nt
Organism: Tachysurus fulvidraco (yellow catfish)
Lineage: Eukaryota; Metazoa; Chordata; Actinopteri; Siluriformes; Bagridae
Gene: med22
Product: mediator complex subunit 22
Exons: 4
Coding region: 173-595 (140 amino acids)
Biological process (GO): regulation of transcription by RNA polymerase II
Cellular component (GO): mediator complex
Molecular function (GO): transcription coregulator activity
Source: RefSeq, a predicted model, not a curated record
GUUGGUUCAGACAGAAAGGAAGACGCAAAGGCUUGUGGGUAAUUUUAAGACUCUUAGACGUUGGGAAGUGACCUCAUUAUCAAGCGACAGAAGAACCGUGUUCAAUGGUUUGGGAAAUUGUUUGCGGAUUGCAAUGAGACAGUGAGAAGAAACGUUCUGAAAGAAAAAUAAAAUGGCCACACAAAGAGUUCUCUCUCAAAGUAAAGAGACUCUUCUGCAGAAUUACAACAAGAGACUAAAAGAUGACAUCAGAUCCAUACUGGACAACUUCACUGAGAUCAUCAAAACUGCCAAGGUGGAAGACGAAACCCAGGUCUCUAGAGCAACACAAGCAGAGCAGGACCACUAUGAAAUGCACGUCAGAGCUGCCAACAUCGUACGAGCUGGUGAGUCUCUGAUGAAGCUGGUGUCAGACCUGAAGCAGUUCCUGAUUCUGAACGAUUUCCCAUCUGUAAACGAGGCCAUUAGCCUGCGCAACCAACAACUACGUGCCCUGCAGGAGGAAUGCGAUAAGAAGCUCAUCUCCCUGCGCGACGAGAUCGCCGUCGACCUGUACGAGCUCGAGGAAGAGUAUUACUCAUCCAGGUACAAAUAGAUCCUGAACCAGAGACCCUGCAGUCCUGUAGUCAAGUAUCAUAUACAGACUCCCUUAUACGCACAUAUCCAAUAACACGUAGUGCCUUAGACCACAAUGUGAGUGUAAGUGUCCCAAAUUCAUUUAUACAAGCAUUCACAAACUUUAGUGCCUUUAAAAUGGAAGAAGAACAUAAAAGCAGGCUAAACGUGUAAUGAUCUUAUAACAUUUAUCAUUUUUUUAGCUGGAUAGUCAAAAAGGACUAAAAGGAAACUACGAAUUAAUUAUUAAUGGUUUUUUUUUUACACUAAAGUUAAAAAUAUAUAUAUAUGCAAAAGUGUGCUUGAACGCUAUUAAAUAUUUCCAUACAUUUUAUUAAAAGUCAAAUCAAAUAAAACAUGCAUACUGUACACAGUAAGUUAAAUAAGGACAGUAGAAUACGAAUAUAUAACUAUUCAAAAAGGUAUGUAAAGAUAGUGUAUAACGCUGUUUAUGGUAUAUUAGUUCAACUUAAUAGUAGUCAUGUGACUUUAUUUAAAAUUUCAAUAUACAUAGACUUAUGCAAACAAGGCUUAUUUCUAAUGCAAGUAACGGUAGCUUUAUUAAGCACGUAAUGGACUUCAUGUUAAAUAUACAUUUUAGUCCUCCUAAUGAUCCCAUGAACAUAUUGUUAAAUAUUCAAACAAAAUAUAUAGAAUAUAAUAUGUAAUAAAACAUUUAAAAUAUACCAAAGCUCUGUGUUGUAUUAAACAUGCAAGUUUAAAUAGAAAAAAAGUUUUAAAAAAAUCCAUCACAGAUGUGAGAACUGGCCAAGUAAGUGGCCUAGUGUACUAAUGAGCACGCUGGCUUCACCUCCCUCUAUUAAAUUAUUCUGGAGGUUCCUUAACACAGUGGCUACACAUAUCUUCAGUCCAUUAAUCCAGUAAUUUUCUCAUAAACAGUUCUAGUUUUCUUUUAAGGUCGUUCAAACCAAACAUGUCAUGUUAAACUCGCGUCUUAUUUGGAGUACGUAGCCUAGGCCUAUUUUGAAUUAGCUAUAAGUUUUGGGUCUUUAACCUUCGAUACAAAGGGCCGGUGUGAGCGUAGGGUUUUAUUUCAUCCGAACAGAAGGCAUUUGAUUUGACAAGGUGAUCAAAAUGCAAAUAUAAACAAAUUUGCUUGCUCAGAUUUACUGAAUAUUUUAUAAUCAAAGCUACACAUACGGGUCGAUCACCAUGAACACUAGUGAAGCUUAUAUAGUGAUAUGUAAACUUGUAUAUCAUAAAGGGCAGAAAUUGUGGUAAAACGUAGACAUACCUUUAUACUUUGUAUACAUGUCUUAUGCACUCACAAGACCAGCUGUGACCUGAUAAAGAAACGGUUACAGAUUGAAGUUCUCUGGGACUUUAAAGCAUCGAAUAUUUGUCGGAUUUAUUUUAAACCUCACAUUAAUCAGACUAAAGAGGGUAAAUAAAGUGUGAUAUCUAUAAAAGACUCCAAAUGCAUCUUGCCUAGUAGCUAAUCUAGAAAACUCUUACUUACUUUUCACUUCAGCUACAGUAUUUUGCAGAAUACAAUUAUACAAUAUUACAGAAAUUAAGCUUAAGUUUGUAAUCCAUUGAGUUCACCUGGUGACCGGUCGUUUUUUUUAUUUUUUAUUUAUAACUUCCACGGCUGUUACUUUGGCCUUCGGUUUUGUGUGCGAGAAAUUCCACUUAAGCUUUAAUAACAAAGCCGGAGGACUUGGAACUGCUGGUGUGGAAUUGCAAAUAAUGCUCAUGCAUUAUACAAGUAUAUACAGAGAAUCAGCAGGUCCAAAUGAGUCCAUGUCUUUUUUUUAUUUAUUUAUCUUUUUAGGAUGCAGAAAUUUUGAACAAUGUUGUAAUGCACUAAAGUAGUUCUUUCUCUGAUUCUGUACCUCUGAAAUGAGGAGCACUCUGGGAGUUUUAAUAAUCUUGAGUAAUUCUUGUCAUUUUAUGGCCUGUAUUUAGAUUUCCUUUAUUGUAUACGAUGAAAAGAGAUUAUCAUUCACCUGUUAAAAUGUUCACAAAAAACAUGUAUGAUUUUUAUAUAAGUACAUUUUUAGCUUGCACUGGUAACUGGUAACAUCUCUAAUAUUUACACUGGUCUUAUUUUAUUUUAUAUUUUUUUUAUUUUCUCCACUGUCAGUUCUUCCUGGAACUAGAAAGCUUAAACAGUGUAAGAUACCAGAUAUGGAUCAAUAAAUUUACUGUUUAGAGUGUUAUAAUGUUAACAUUUCCACCACUGAGUCUGUUUGGCCAUUUUAAACAUUACAAAUAAAUCAGAAAGGAAAAGAGA